ACACACACAGACACACACACAUACACACACACACAUACACAUAUACACAUAUAUAUAUAUAUAUAUAUUCAUCAAAAUUAAUAAAGUAAAUAAUGGAAAAUGUUAUCUUAUCCUGAUAAGGUACAAUGGGUCUUAAUUCUCGACCUCCUGCCUCUCCAUCUUCACCAGCGGUUACUUCCGCUGUCAGACAGGACUUCCCAGAGACAUGGAUUUGGUCCGACGUAAUUGCAAAUUCCGAUGGGUCGUACCAUUUGAAAGUAAAAGUUCCUGAUACCAUCACAUCGUGGGUUGCUAGUGGGUUUUCGGUUAACCAGGAAGUUGGUCUGGGAUUGACAGAAAGUUCUGCAAAAAUAACUGUCAUAAAACCAUUCUUCAUUUCGUUGAACCUGCCGUAUUCUAUAGUGAGAGGAGAAGAAUUUGCACUUCAAGUCACAGUUUUCAAUUAUUUUGGUCAAGAUUUAGAGACAGAAAUUAAACUCUUGGCAUCAACUUAUUUCAAAAUAAUAAAAUGCGAUAACAAACAACUUCAGUCUACUGAUGUCAUAAAAAACAUCCAGGUUGCAAACAAUGACGGUAAGUCAGUGUACUUCUGGGUGGUUGCCACUGCACUCGGUCAAAUACCCAUUGAAGUCAGUGCUCAUGCAGGGUUGGCUGCUGAUGCCAUGAAGGCCACACUGCUCGUUAAACCUGAAGGACAAACUCAGUCAUACGGCACAUCACAGUUCAUCCAAAUUUCACCUGGAAAGAGUUUUGAAACUGAUUUCCAAGUGGCAUUACCUUCGAAUGAUACUUAUGUAGCUGGAUCUGCUGUCAUUGAGUUUUCCGUCGUAGGUGACAUCAUCGGAUCCGCACUCAACAACAUUGAUAAUUUACUAAAAAUGCCCUACGGUUGUGGAGAACAGAACCUUUUACACCUAGUUCCUGAUGUCUUUCUUCUGGAAUAUCUCACUAAGUCUGGACAAUUAACAAAUGAGUUUGAUCAAAAAGCUAAAGAAUUUAUAAUUGCUGGUUACCAAAGAGAACUGACCUUUCAAAGGACUGACGGAUCAUUCAGUGCAUUCGGAAACAGCGAUAAAGCCGGAAGCGUUUGGCUGAGUUCAUUUGUUAUCAAAUGUUUCCACCAAGCAAAAGAGUACAUUCCAGUUGAAGACAGCAAAAUAGCAGCAACGAUGGAAUGGAUAAUUGGAUUGCAGGGAACUGAUGGAACUUUUGCAGAACCUCCAGAGGGAAAAGUCAUCCAUACAGAUAUGCAGAAAAAUCCGACAAGACUAGCAAAUUCCAUCAACAACGCCAACAAGUAUUUGGAGAACAAUUUCCAUUCGUAUUCCAACGAUCCCUAUGCUCUAGCCAUCAUUUCAUACGCCCUCCACAAGUCUGGAAGCUUAAAGCUGACUGAUACUCUGGCACUGCUUGACAAGCUGGCAAUCAACAAAGAUGGAGUGACGUACUGGAAGAAAGAUGUGAUUGAAAGUACCUCUGAAGGCAUCUGGAGAGGACCUUAUUCGCAAGCCAAGUCAUACAAUAUUGAAAUUGCUUCCUAUGUCUUGAUGGUCUAUGCGGAGAAAAAAGAUAUUUCUAAAUCAUUGCCAAUUUUGAAAUGGUUGAUAAAGCAAAGGAAUGCUUUCGGAGGGUUUUCAUCUACUCAGGACACGGUCUUAGGUUUAGAAGCACUGGCCUCUUUUGCAACACUUGUUUCGGGAAGUGGAGGGACUGGAAUCACUGUAACUGUAUCUGCCAAUAGUGGAUCUUACGUUAACACGUUUGAUUCCAUAACCAAAGAAAAUGCUUUAUUUGUGCAGUCAGUUCAGGCUAGACAACAUUUUCAUUUGUUUUUCAACCUCCCACAAACGAUAAAUUCAGUGAAGGUGAUAGCGACAGGUGACGGUGCUGCUCUUGUUCAGUUGAAUGUGAGAUACAACGUAAACAACGCAAACAAGAAUCAAUUUCUCCUCCUCGACCUAUCGACCACAACUUUGAAUAAAACUUUGAAUCUGACUCUGACAGCUAGUUGGAAUGGAUCUGAAGUGACGGGAAUGGUAGUCGUGGAAAUAAACAUCCUAACUGGUUACUCCCUGCUCGAUGAUGGAAACUUCAUCCAACAGAUUGGAAGUACAUUCAAGAAGGUUGAGAAGAGCUCGAACAAAGUUGUCAUCUACUUGGAUGAGCUCAAUGCGAAACCAUUAAAAUUUACUGUUGGGAUGGUGGAGGAGUUGAAGAUUGCAAACGUCAAGCCUGCUCUUGUUAAGGUCUACCGCUACUACGAGCCAGGAACCCAAGCAACUGGUUUUUACUCCACCAGCUCGGGGCAAACAUGGGAAGUGGCCUGCCCUCAGUGUUGUCCAUGAAGACCAAGGGACCAGAUUGUUUUGAAAAGUUUACAUUCUAGACUACUUUUAGAAAAACAUUGCUAUAUUAAUCAAUUUAAGAAACUUGAUCAAUUAGUUGUAAACAGACAUUUUUCUCAUGCUUAUUUACUAGCUCAACAUUGCUUAUUUUGUAGUUAAAACAAUUUUGCAAGUUUUCAAGUA
This is a messenger RNA of Helobdella robusta, 2528 nucleotides long. RefSeq lists its product as hypothetical. Gene Ontology annotation, molecular function: endopeptidase inhibitor activity. Lineage: Eukaryota; Metazoa; Annelida; Clitellata; Rhynchobdellida; Glossiphoniidae. The record is from RefSeq and is a predicted model, not a curated record. Gene Ontology annotation, cellular component: extracellular region. The transcript is spliced from 18 exons. The coding region runs from base 126 to 2345 and encodes 739 amino acids.